CCGCGCCGGUCAAUACGGCGCGCGCGGGCCGUGCGCCCCGCGCGUCAUCCCCUCAUUUCCACCCAUCAGUCAGAUUAUCUACCCCGUCUAGAACACCCUUGCUAAAAGAUAUAUUAAAAUACUGCACAUUAAAUUACCUAAAAAGCGUUGAUAUAUCUAAAAACGCGGCAAAACUUCUAUUUUGCAAAUUAUUUUCCGUUGUGAAUAAUUACGUUUGAAAAUGAAUGAAAUUGAUUUAAUUAAAGAGGUAGAGAAACGUCCGAUUUUGUACGACAAAUCAGUGAGUGGUUUUAAUAAAACAAAGUUGAGGGAUGACGCCUGGAAGGAGGUUCAGGAAGCGUUGAACGUGUCAGAAGCCGAAUGUAAAAAGCGAUGGCGUUCAUUGCGGGAUUCCUUCAUAAAACUGCAGCGGACUCACGGUGGCCGCACGCGUUGGCCAUACCACAAUGCCAUGAGGUUCCUAUUACCGCAUGUAGAACCGAAAUCGGAAUCUUCAACAAAACGAGAAACCUCUGACUCGGAACCAGAAGAAGAAGUCCGUCACCGUCCAGGUCAAUCUCUUCCUGAUCUCUUUUUAGAACCGCGACUAGAGGAUGAAGACGACUUUCAGCCGAAGAAACCUCGACUGAACUCCUCUGAUGAUGAGCUUCAGAGAACAGACCCGGAUGAGCUAUUCCUAUUAAGUUGCGCGUCGACCCUCAAAAGACUUAAUGCCAAGCAAAAUGCUGUAGCUAGACUUAAAAUACAACAGGUACUAUAUGAAGCUGAAUUCGGCACUCAAAUGGAGCUUCCAUACGUUACUCCGGCCAGCGAUUGUGAUUAUGAAAACGUCGACGGUUCAGUUGAAUAAAAUUUACACCAUUUUAACCUUAAAUUACUUUAAGAUAUCAUUUUUGUCGGAUCGAAUUCGAUUCCGUUAAUCUAGUCUCGUGUUCUGUGAUGUUUCACUACGAUUGAUGUAAAAUGAUGGAUUUUAAUAAUAGGUUUACAAAAUAUGUUUGUUUUAACCACUCUCCAAUUUAUGUAAAGCAUAUCGAGUAUGGCCUUUGCGGUUUACUGUAAGUUAAGAAAAUAAAAUAAUACAAAAGAAGUCCAUUUGUGUGUCUGGGCCUCAGAUUUCUGUUUCAUGAUCAUUUAUAAAUCUAUGGUGACCUUCCUGGGCUCGAUACACGCCGUCGACUUUUAGAUCUAAGGCAUGCCUAUUUCCUCACGAUGUUUUCCUUCACCGUUCGAGCGACUAAAUGCGCACAUAGACCGAAAGUCCAUUGGUGCCGGUGAUCGAACCUACGACCUCAAGGAGGCCACCAAGCCAACACUGCUCUCAAUUCAAUAAAAUUAACAUAAUUUUGGUAUUUUUUGCGUAAAUUGGUUUGCACCAACGUUUCUUUUUAUAUCGCAUAAAAUGUUCUUCCAUUCAGAGCCAAAUUUUAGCGCGAACACAUCUGUCAAGCCGAUGACAGAUCUGUUUUCGUCGAUCUGCAUCUGUAUCUAGCUAUUAUCUGUAGAUAGGUCUAAUCAAAGACAAUUUACUUUAAUUGUCUGUUAUAAUAAAUGAUAAACUGAGUUUUCUAAAAAUAAGAAACGAGUUGUUAAAACGCAAACAUUUUGCAUACGGUAUUUGAGUGACUGUAAUUAAUUAUUCGAUUAUAACCAUACAACCUGUUUUCAAUAAUUUAAUAUGUAUAAAAAAUUAAGUGUUCCUUUGAACUUUGAAACUAAAAUUAAGCGUGAACGACAAACUGUUUAUUUUAGCAUUAAAUAUACAAUUGUAUUUUAAUUAUUAUAAUAAUAAUACCAAGUCAUCGCCCUUAAAUUAAUUAAAUCGACAUUUAUAAU
Messenger RNA from Pieris napi, 1836 nucleotides. Its product is annotated as transcription factor Adf-1-like. Gene Ontology annotation, molecular function: DNA binding. The transcript has 4 exons. Gene Ontology annotation, biological process: regulation of transcription by RNA polymerase II. Gene Ontology annotation, cellular component: transcription regulator complex; nucleus. Bases 221 to 850 code for a protein of 209 amino acids. The record is from RefSeq and is a predicted model, not a curated record. NCBI's taxonomy places the organism in Eukaryota, Metazoa, Arthropoda, Insecta, Lepidoptera, Pieridae.